UCGACUCGUCGCGGCCAAGGUCGGCGGACGCAAGGAGGAGGAUCCCCGUCGAAGGUCGGCCAAAGAGAUGAAUUGGCGAACGAUCGUGAGUGAGGCUCCUUGACGUGGUGCGGCAUCCUCUCGCGAAUGACGUCCCGGUUCGCCAAUUCUCGUGAUAGAUUCUCUGUACCUGACGGUGAUAUGACAGUGCGAGUUGAUCGAACGAUUGAGACUGUGUCAGGGGUGGCAGCGCCGAAAUCGGAUGGUUGAGUUUCAUCUUGGAGCACACGUGGCGAUAUUUAAGAAGCAAACAGAACGAAUGACGUCAGCGGGCAACACAAUAGAAAAACAAUUUGCAAACACACGCAUCUCGAACGGGUUGCGUAACAUUCGUACGAAGCAUGUCGACCUUAGGAAUAUCCCAUUACGGAGAUGGUUUUCGAUUGGGCGGGCCACCGUCGGAAUGCUCCCUCAGGAGCAAGGCGCAGAUCGACGCGCUGUUCGAAGACUCCAGAUCGAUCUGCAGCUCGACGUUGGGAGGAUGGUACGCCGGACUGUCGGUCGUCAUCCCGAGCAACCCCAACGACGCGAACGAGGAGCAGAAGAGGGUGAACAGCGCCGUCCAGGCGCGCAUCGAGGCGAUGUUCGCCUCGGUGGAGGCCGAAAGUGGGACGCCCGGUGAAUGUGCCGCCGCAAUUCUGCCGGUAAAAUACAUGGGAGCUGCUCCAGUCGGCGGACGCGUGGCGAGCGUGCGGGGUCUUCAGGAACCUCUUCGUCAGCUAUUGGAACGCAUGGAGGGAUGCGUGAGGGCCGAGCUGGAGGUCUCCCGGCGCGGACUGACGUUCCGCACGAGCGAGGUCUGCGAGAAGAAUAAUCCUUUCCGCAGAAUAGCGGUAUGGAGUGCCCUGCGGCUGCGAUGCAAGAGAACACCGUCGGGCGAUGUGCACCACGCCUUCUUGCCUCUGGUCGGCGAUCAGGACGAGGGACAGACGAUGGAAGACAAGCACGCCGAUCUCUACAGGACAAUGCGCGGUUUGAAAAGCGAAGCGGAAUUCUAUCCCCCGAUCUUCGCCGUGGUGAUGCGACGGCCCGGGGCGGCCAGGCUCUUGGAGUGUCACGCAUUCGCUUGCGAAUCCGAAGAAGACGCAAUAGCGGCCGCGGCCACAUUGUAUCGCGCUCUUCUCGCCGAUCUGGAUGCGAAUCGGCGACGACCUCGUCACACGAACGGCGUCGGCUGCAUCAGUCUGGCCUCCGUUGCCUCCAGCGUCCGCGAGCCCAGUCACAGCAGCAGGAUCAGUUGCCUGUUGCCUCCGCCAUCGAGACCGACCGCGCCGCAUCCUGUCAGACCGCCCAGAACCAAGAAGACUUCCGUGAGCAGCUCUGUCACCGAGGACGAAGGCGGAAAGCCUAGCCAGCAGAAGGUACCGCGUAGGAAGAAGAAGAAUUCCGACGUGAAGGCGGAGGACAUUCUCGAGGCGCGCGGCAGAAGACGCGACAAUGUCAAAGUCGAAAAGUGCAACCUGGGACAGAACAAUCGUGACAUCGUGUUGUCCAGAAACGAGGAGCUGCAAAAUUCGAAGAACAAGAUGUUUUCCGCUAAGGACCAGAAUUCUUUAAGGAUCGAAAUAGAGUCUAAUAAGUCAGAUAAAAUUUACCACGCUCGUGAUAACGAUACGGACGGAAUUUACGAGAGACAGUCGAACAAGUACGAAAAACUGUAUAAACGGAACAAUACGAGACGGGACAUGAAAGAUGACAUUUACGAAAGAAAUUACGGCUCGUACGAUUUGAAUCGAGCGAAUUGCGCUGGGAAUUGCGAAUUAUACUCCUCCGGAACUGACAGCGUUCUGAUAUACGAGAAGGUCAAUAAGACCGGGAGAAACGAGAUGAGCUCCAUUUACGAGCAACCCGGCAGGAAGAAGGAAAAUGUCUACGGUUCGCGUAUCGAAGACGCUGAUAAAAUCUACAGUCUCAAGAAGGAGGACAUUUACGCGGGCAAGAACAACAGAAACAGUCAGGCGAGAAGAUGUCAAGAAGACAUCUUCUUCGCGAAGAACUUGAAAAAUAAUGGACACUAUCAGUCACAUCACGAACAUUCAGACGGCACGAUAAACCAGCAGAGACGCUCGAGGGACCCGGAGAGAGCGUACUCCGGCAAAAGAGUCAGCCGAGUCGUCACCAUGGACAAACCGUUGAGGAAAGAGGAUCCUGGUUAUUCGCUGAGCAUGCCGGAGUACAGUCAUCCUCGGGUGAGAAGAAGAAGCAGAGCGGGCAGCGAGCCGCCCGUUAGCCAUUCGGAGAACGCGAACAGGAUCCUGCAGGAGAACGCGCUGAAGAGAUCGCAGAGCGACGUGGACGUGGACAGAGGGGACCUGAUGACGAGGGUCGAGCUACCUAGGAGAGGCAGUUUCCUGACUUCCAGAAGCACUCGGAGAACCAAUAACGUCAAAGGGGGCACUCCGCUCGGAUUCACGGAGCUGUUUGACGAGUUUAGGAAUCAGGAGGGUCUGACCAGCGUGGACGACAUUUUGGCAGCCAUUAUAGAUCCGGAGGGUAUGUCAUUUAACGAUCUGAAGCCGCUCUACAAGGAGUUCUUACUGAAACUGGCCGCGACCUUGACGCAAGAUGAAUUGUAUCAACGAUCCGCCAGUAUCAUGAGAAGACGACGGAGGCCACAAAGACGAAGAUCGAGCCGUCGAUCUUGUUUAUUGGGCAGAGCUAUAAAGAGGUCGGUCUCGAGACUGAAAGGUGGUCCCACAGAAUUUACCUCCGUGAUAUUCCCGGCAAGAAGAUUAAACGAUAGCUUCGGCAGUAGUUCGUCAUGCGACGUCAGGAAUAAUCAUCGGAACCGAGUGCUGGCGAGCAGACUCGGUAGGAGAAAAUCCUCGCGGAGGACAAGCAAGAACGGGAUGUGCCACACGACUUCGGAAGACAGCGAUACAUGUAGACGAUUGAGUCGCAGCAUGGGUGCCACCGCGAACAGGAGCAGCAGCGGAUACGUGAGCUGCAGCGAAUGCAGCUACGACUCCGAGUCGUGUACGUGCGUGUCGGCGGAUAAGUGUUACUGCUCGUUGUCCAGGAGAGUACAGGCUACGCCUGUCUCAGGAAACACGGUCGUUUGCGCUUGCGACACGGACAGUUGCUCCGAGAGCAACAAGUGUUACUGCGCGAGGAAACCGAUACAGCCGACUAUACUGGAGCAACUCAGGCAGAAGGGAAUCGUGCCGGCGGAGAGCACGCUCAGCAGAGGAGACAGUCCUGAGAGGAUCAGAGGUUCGAGACUCACCAGUAGUCACAGUUCAUCACGCAACACCGAUUGCCUCAAGACUCGAUCGUCGCCAGUUUGCGGCAGUUCGGAUAACUUGGCCUUGGAUUACGAUCUCUUCAGCCCAGGGAGAAGAUCUCAGCAGUCGUCCGGCAGCGAGAAAGUCCUCGUGGUUAGCGCCAGAGAUACUCAGGGCCGUUUGGUUUACGUCGGUGGCGCGGAACGGGACAAGAAGUAUUCCUCCCGCGGUAGCGGGAGAUCCGGAGCGCAUCACGAAGCGCUCUCCAUAAAAAAAAGCGCCGAGAUCGCCGCGGUUUUCGGCGCGGGUGAGAACAAUCGUAUUUCGAGAAGGGCUAGUAACGCGUCAAGUACAAGAAGUUCGAUCAGUCUCGAAGCUGGAUUGGGCUACUUACCUUGAUGGAAGUCCAAAAUUAUCUUUAACAGUACUUUCGCAUAUUUAGUAUUUAAUAUUAUUAUAUACGUGUUCGUGUAAUACCUUGCCAUUCGCGUUAUGAUCGAUAAAGGAUCGUUCACGAACAUAUCGUGAUUCAAUUAGUCGUUUCUCGAUAAAUAACAUGCAACUACUUAUUUGUACCUGUUUUCAUGUUGAAAGAUUUUAGCGCAUAAGUUACAG
Temnothorax curvispinosus is the source of this 3878-nucleotide messenger RNA. RefSeq lists its product as uncharacterized. The transcript is spliced from 8 exons. The record is from RefSeq and is a predicted model, not a curated record. Lineage: Eukaryota; Metazoa; Arthropoda; Insecta; Hymenoptera; Formicidae. The coding region runs from base 381 to 3662 and encodes 1093 amino acids.